GGCCGGGGCACGGUGCGUGCCGGGGAUCCUGCGUGCCCUCGCAGGGAGGCUGCGGGACUGGGGAACAGCUGGGCGGCUGCCCACAUCUGGAGCAGGGCGGCCGAGCGGGAAAUAAUCCGGAGGAUUAUGCACGCGGGCGCGGCACCUACCCCCCCGCGCCUGCCCUGCAUAUCCCCAGAUAUUCCAUAAAAACCUCAAAUCCCCGGUGGCAGCCCCACGGUCUGCGCCAGCCAGCCCCCCCGGGGCCAGGCAUGUCCUGCGGCACGGGGGCAGCCCCCAGCCAUGGGCAACUGCACCAAGACCCCUGAGCGGCGGCUCCCCAAGGUACGGCAGGGCUGUGGCACCCCGCGGGGCAGCAGCAGGAGGAGGAGAAGGGGGGUCCCUGCCUGGCCCCCCCCUCGCCGCUGACGCCUGCUCCGCCCGCAGGAUGGGAAGCCACGCUCGGGUGCUCCGGGCUCCGGCGCAGGGGACCCUGAGGACGUGCUGGACGUGGCACAGACCUCUCCGAUGCAGGGAUACUCGGUGCUGCAGGGGCUGGUGGGGCCGGCCUGCAUCUUCCUGCGGCAGAGCAUCGCCAUCACCCAACGGGACCGGGAGCUGCGGCCUGAGGAGAUUGAAGAGCUGAAGCAGGCGUUCCGGGAGUUCGACAAGGACCACGACGGCUACAUCAGCUACAAGGACCUGGGCGAGUGCAUGCGGACCAUGGGCUACAUGCCCACGGAGAUGGAGCUCAUCGAGCUGUCCCAGCAGAUCACCGGGGGCAAGGUGGAUUUUGAUGAUUUCGUGGAGCUGAUGGGCCCCAAGAUGCUGGCGGAGACAGCGGAUAUGAUUGGGAUCAAGGAGCUGCGUGACGCCUUCCGUGAGUUUGACACCAACGGGGACGGACAGAUCAGCGUGCCGGAGCUGCGGGAGGCCAUGCGCAAGCUCCUGGGGCAGCAGCUCAACUAUCGGGAGGUGGAUGAGAUCCUCAAGGACGUGGAUCUCAACGGCGAUGGCCUGGUGGACUUCGAAGGUAGGAGCAGGGAAGGGGCCAGGAGCACCCCCAGGGACAUCCGGGAUGUUCCACGUGUGUUUUCCCCCGUCAGAGUUUGUGCGGAUGAUGUCGCGCUGAGGGCGGUGUGUGCCAACGCGGGACCCGAGCCCCCCGUGCCUUACGAAGAGGAGGGGGCCACAGAGGGACCCCCAGCUCCAGGGGCUGGGGCAGUGCUGGCACAGCGGCACCUGUGCCUGGGGUGAGGCCGGGUGCUGGAGCUGCUCCAAUGCUGAGCUCUGACCCUGGUGGGAGGCGCUGGGGACAAAGCUGGGACCCUUCUCGGCCAAGCUUCAACCACUCUCGCCCUCAUCUCUGCUCUCUCCCUGCAUUAUCCCCCUUCCCACCCAGACCUCACCCCAAAAGUCACACCAUCGUCGUCCUCCCUCCUUCAGCUGUGCCCCGUCCCUGCUGCUCAUCCCCCCAGCCUCCAUUCCCACUCUGUGUGCUCCCCCCACACCAUGUUUAAUGUGGACUGCACAGCAUAACCCACCCCGUCACCACGGUUUGAGCUCAGACUUACCCCAGACCCGCCUAGGGUGAGGCAUCCCUCCCUUUCUGGGGCUGGCACAGACCCUCGCGGAUGUUCUGGCAGCCCCUGGCACGGGGGAGGCUCCAGGCA
Molecule: messenger RNA, 1652 nt
Organism: Ficedula albicollis (Collared flycatcher)
Lineage: Eukaryota; Metazoa; Chordata; Aves; Passeriformes; Muscicapidae
Product: calcium-binding protein 2
Exons: 5
Coding region: 508-1236 (242 amino acids)
Molecular function (GO): calcium ion binding
Source: RefSeq, a predicted model, not a curated record